GCUACCAGGUAACGGGUGUCUUUAUGAAGAACUGGGACCCCCUGGAUGAACAAGGAGCUUGCUCCAUUGAUAGAGAUUGCGAAGAUGCUUACCGAGUUUGUCAGAAGCUCGACAUUCCUUUUCACCAGGUUUCCUAUGUGAAAGAAUACUGGAAUGAAGUAUUCAGUGACCUCUUAAAAGAGUAUGAACUGGGAAGGACUCCUAAUCCUGAUAUCGUGUGUAACAAGCACAUCAAAUUCAACUACUUUCUUCAUUAUGCAAUGGAUAACCUGGGAGCGGAUGCAAUUGCUACUGGGCAUUACGCUAGGACCUCACUAGAGGAUGAGGAAGUGUUUCAACAUAAACAUAUUAAAAGACCACAAAGGCUUUUCAGAAACCGUUUUGAAGUUAGAAAUACUGUGAAACUCCUUCAAGGGGCUGACCUCUUUAAGGACCAGACCUUCUUUCUCAGUCAGAUCUCACAGGAUGCUUUGAGGAAAACCAUUUUCCCUUUAGGAGAUUUAACAAAAAGCUUCGUAAGGAAGAUAGCAGCGGAGCAUGACCUUCAUCAUGUGCUAAAGAAAAAAGAGAGUAUGGGAGUCUGUUUCAUUGGUGAAAGAAACUUUGAAAAGUUCCUUCUUGAGUAUUUAGAACCUCAACCAGGUAACUUUGUUUCCAUUGAGGAUAAGAAGGUGAUGGGAACACACAAAGGUUGGUUCCUCUACACAAUAGGCCAGAGGGCUAGACUAGCCGGCCUGAAGGAUGCUUGGUUCGUUGUAGACAAAGAUGUCAGCACUGGAGAUGUCUUUGUGGCACCAUCAACAAAUCACCCAGCUCUGUACAGAGACCUAUUGCGGACUAACCGAGUGCACUGGAUAGCAGAGGAACCUCCUGCGGAGCUCAUCAGAGAGAAAAUGAUGGAAUGUCAUUUCAGGUUUCGACACCAGAUGGCAUUGGUGCCUUGUGUGCUGACUCUAAACCAAGAUGGGAGUGUGUGGGUGACACUAGUGAAGCCAGCAAGAGCUAUUACACCUGGGCAGUUUGCUGUGUUCUACAAGGGUGACGAGUGCUUGGGCAGUGGGAAGAUCCUAAGGAUGGGCCCCUCGGUGUACACCAUGCAACAGGGCAGAAAGCGGGAGGAGCAUCCAAAGAAGGGAGAGACUGACAAGAUAGAGCCAGCAACGUAGCACAUGGGUUUGUUUAUUGAAGGACUUUGGAUAAUUUGUUGCCUGAGAAUAAUAAAAACAAU
Molecule: messenger RNA, 1228 nt
Organism: Mesitornis unicolor (brown roatelo)
Lineage: Eukaryota; Metazoa; Chordata; Aves; Mesitornithiformes; Mesitornithidae
Gene: TRMU
Product: tRNA 5-methylaminomethyl-2-thiouridylate methyltransferase
Exons: 10
Biological process (GO): tRNA wobble position uridine thiolation
Cellular component (GO): mitochondrion
Molecular function (GO): sulfurtransferase activity
Source: RefSeq, a predicted model, not a curated record